Messenger RNA from Mesocestoides corti, 348 nucleotides. The record is from the annotation of a GenBank genome assembly. NCBI's taxonomy places the organism in Eukaryota, Metazoa, Platyhelminthes, Cestoda, Cyclophyllidea, Mesocestoididae.
AUGCAGUCGUUAACGGGCCUGAGUCUCUCAAUUAUCCUUCUUCUUCUCCUCUUCAUUCAAACACGCGUGGUCGUUGGCUCUGAAGUGAAAUCACAGCACCUAGAGGCAGGACACGUUGAAGGACGAGAUGUUGAACUGACUGACGCAGCGAAAUCCAUGAUGGGAUAUGACGAUUUCGUCACUGAUGAGGAUCUUCAUCCUGCUGGGUGGUUUCCGUCCGGAGUACAAGAACCACUGAAAACACCACGUGCAAAAUCACGAACUAGAAAAUCGUUAUCACAGCAUCAUAUAUUUCCAUACUUCCACAUAGACCCGUAUGAUGGUUUCGUGUUUCUUACAUUUUCUUAA